Molecule: messenger RNA, 2279 nt
Organism: Candoia aspera
Lineage: Eukaryota; Metazoa; Chordata; Lepidosauria; Squamata; Candoiidae
Product: SNF-related serine/threonine-protein kinase-like
Exons: 5
Coding region: 82-2238 (718 amino acids)
Biological process (GO): protein phosphorylation; intracellular signal transduction
Cellular component (GO): cytoplasm
Molecular function (GO): ATP binding; protein serine/threonine kinase activity
Source: RefSeq, a predicted model, not a curated record
CGCCGUGCCGCGGAGCAGCGCUGCCCAGCCGGUAGGCCCGGGAGGAGGCCUGGAGCCCCGCUCCGGGCCGGGCCGGCGGCGAUGGAGGGGCAGAUGGCGGGGCUGUACGACCUGGGGCGCCGACUGGGCAGGGGCCACUUCGCGGAGGUGCGGCUGGCGCGGCACGUCUUCACGGGCGAGCGCGUGGCCGUCAAGGUGAUCGAGAAGGGCCGGCUGGGCGGCGGCGCGGCGGCGCGGCUGCGGCGGGAGGUGGGCUGCAUGAAGCUGGUGCAGCACCCCAACGUGGUGCGCCUCUACCAGGUGCUGGAGACGCCGGCCCGGCUCUACCUGGUGCUGGAGCUGGGCGACGGCGGGGACAUGUUCGACCUGCUCGUGCGGCACCCGGGCGGCCUGGGCGAGCCGCGGGCCAAGCGCUACUUCGCCCAGCUCGUCCACGCCAUCUCCUACUGCCACCGGCUGCACGUCGUCCACCGGGACCUCAAGCCCGAGAACGUGCUCUUCUUCCAGCAGCGGGGGGUGGUCAAGCUCACCGACUUCGGCUUCAGCAGCUGCUUCCAGCCGGGCACCCCGCUGGCCACCAGCUGCGGCUCCCUCGCCUACUCGGCCCCCGAGAUCCUACUGGGGGAGGAGUACGACGCCCCGGCCGUGGAUGUCUGGAGCUUGGGCGUCAUCCUGUACAUGCUGGUGUGCGGACACCCCCCUUUCCAGGAGGCCAACGACAGUGAGACCCUGACCAUGAUCCUAGACUGCCGCUAUGUGAUCCCAUCGGGCAUCUCCCUCCCGUGUGCAGACCUUAUUGCCCAGAUGCUGCAGCGGGACCCCAAGCAAAGGGCCUCCUUGGAGCAGAUUGAGGGCCACCCGUGGCUCCAGGGGGUGGACCCCUCUCCAGCCAGCCGCUGUCUUUUGCCUCUGACGUCACACAGGAGGGUUUCGGAGGAGGAGCACGAGGUCAUCAUCCAGACCAUGAUCUGUGGCCACAUCGCAGACCGAGAAGUCAUACAGGAAGCCCUGGAGGCCAAGCGCUACAAUCAUGUCACCGCCACCUACUUCCUGCUGGCUGAAAGGAUCCUGCGGGAGAAGCAGAGCCUGGCUGAGCACAUCCAGAGCAGGCAAGCCGCCCCCCGGCCCUUUGGAGACGCCUUCCUUCGGGCAAGCCCAUUGGGGGAGUCCUGUCCCCCUCUGCCCACAGAGUUACCACCUGCCCCCACGAACACUUUGGAGAAGGUUGCUGCAGAGUAUGCUGGGAAGCCUUGCCUGUCCCUCUCAGCCUUGGGCGAGGGCAAAUCCUCCUCCGGCUUCCGUGGAUGCGGGCAGCCGCUCCGAGCCCUCAUCCAGCCCUCUCUCAUGGAGACGGCCAUCGCCAAGAGCACCCUUGCCUUGCAGCAGAUUUCGGAGGAAGAGGAGGAGGAGGAGGAGGAGGCGGAAGGGAGGCCGGGUCUCUUCCGACGGCGGACCUCCUCCUUGGACCAAGAGCAGAUGAGCCGCUUCCAGCACUCCAAGGCGUCCCUGCUCUUCUGCCGGGCCCUUGCAGCCCACUACAAAGUGGGCAGGAGCCUCGUCCCUGCAAGCGCCAAGCCCUCCUCCCUGGAGCAAGGGCCUGGGACUCCGCUGGCGGGUCCCCAGGAGCACACGUUCCUGAGGAGCGAGCCAGGGCUGCACCGAGCCUCACGGAUGAAAGAAAUGUGCGGCCACCUCAGCUUGCUGGGGGGGGAAAUGUCUACCAAAUUGUCUACUCCAGAGGAAGUCACCCUGCCAAGCAGCCAGGGAGGGGGUGCUGGCAGAACGGUGGUGGAGACUUGCAGGAAGGAGCACCCCUUGCCAGAGGAAGAGGGCAGGAGCAAUGUUCCGCCCAUGGAAGGAGGCCCUGCUGAGGAGGAGCUCUUGGUGGCUGAGGAGGGGAGCCACCUGCCUCAGAGCAGCACAGCUCUUCUCCAGAGCAGCUGUGCCCCAAGGGCUGCUGGGGCCAUCAUGGUGCCGGGCGCAGAAGACAAGGGCCUUGAGCUGGGGCCGCCCCACUGGGCCACGGCCUGUUGCGAUGGCCAGAGCAAUGGCAGCGGCCACGACAGCCUAGCCGACAGCAUUAUCAAGCCUGACCCAGCCAAAGGCAAGAAUGCCAACCUGAAAGAUCGGCUCCUGCAGUUUCCGCUCUGUGAAAAGGCCCUGGCCUUCCGGAUGCAGCCCACCUCCCGGGAGGAUCUCCUGUCCCUGGGACAGUUCAACUGCUGCCACGUCAUCUAGCUCUUGCAAGAGAGAACGGCCAGGAGGACAAAGAUGGCAGU